This is a messenger RNA of Mercenaria mercenaria, 7392 nucleotides long. RefSeq lists its product as uncharacterized. Lineage: Eukaryota; Metazoa; Mollusca; Bivalvia; Venerida; Veneridae. The record is from RefSeq and is a predicted model, not a curated record. The transcript has 5 exons. Bases 1479 to 4184 code for a protein of 901 amino acids.
UUUGUUACAGGUCAUACACAAAUUGAUGCCUCCUGUUGUUGCUUUUUCAUAUCCUUCAAUAAUAUCCAGCCUAAUUUCAUCCCCAUGCAGUACAUCUUCUGCUAAAACGAAUACACGUUUGUAAUGUUUCUUACAGUACCCCAUACACACCACCCCAAAAGUUUCUACACCCACUAAUCACACUACCCCCUCCCUCGUCCCCUUCUUCAAAAGGAAAACAAACAAAAGGAGCAAACAACACAAAACUUGUUUAUUGUUUAAUUUUAGUGCAAGUUAUAGACUAGACUGUCUAUUAGGGAAAUCAGCAUGAGCUGCAUUAGAACCACUUCUAGUUAGUUAUAACUACUUAAAUGUUGUUAUGGUUGCGUAGUGGCCUGUUACAUGGGCGGCUAGGGUUCAAUACUCCGACGACCCAUUUCUUUUCAGUGAAAAUGUUUGAGAUGUUAUUUUAUUUUAAUAUUUCUCGAUCAUUCUUGUCAUGCGCAUGUAAAUUUCAUUUUAAUGCAAAAUAUCAUUCUUAAUUUGUCAUUAGCGGUAAGUUUCGCCAGGUGUGUCAGCAGAUUCCUGGAGUCAGAGUCCGCAGUACAAAGUUUACUAGUCAAGGAUUAGAUAUUACAGUUAUUACUUUUUUAUUUGCAUACUAUUCGGCCCAUUGAUCGUUUAUGCUAUAAUUUAAAAUAUUUUAAAAGGCAUCAGAUGUCCAUAUUGUUUCAUUUUACCAAUAUCUCAUGAGAAUGUAUGGAUUCACAUAACGCAAAUUUAAAAGAAUAAGAUACUAAAAAUAUGACUCUGGCAGAUAUCGAACCCGCAACUACAUAAUGCAAUCAUCACGAUGUUCAUACUUGCCUGUGCUAUCACGGCUAUUUGGACAGUAUAUAUUUAUAUAUGGGCCUUUACAUGGGAAAACCUGUAUAAGUGACAAAAAUUGAAAAUUGAGAUAACAAAAUAUUCAUAAAAAACAUUCUUUAACCUUUCAAAUAUGAAAAUUUGAAGUAAUUGCCUAAUAGUGACUAAUGUCUAAUAGUGACAGCUCUUGUUUAUAUAUAUAUUUGUGUUGCUUCUUGUAAAACUUACUGAAUUAUACUGAUUUUUAAACAUUACCUAAAAUAACCGUUCCGUUAUCUGAAGUGCAAAUCAAUCGCUGACCUCAAAACCGAAUAUUUUAUAUCUAUUAGCGAUAUUGUCUGGUUUACCUGCCUUCUUACGUACUUAAUGCGUUUCUUGUUUAAAUAUAGAUUGUUUUUUCCUAACUCGUACUACUUUUAGAUAAACAUUCAUGACUGAUGUACAUUUGGGAAAUGAUUUCAGGCGUGUGUGUUUUAAUUAAUUAAUUUAUUAUCUACUUGAAUAAUAUUUUCAGUAGUUUAUUUUCCAAGUGACUAGAUAUAAGAGAAAAAAAUAGAAAAAUAUGACAUACGAUAUGAAUUUGUACGGUAUUUAAAUAGACAAUCAAUGGAAAUUCUUACGCCAAAACGACGAUGAGUUCGGGUGUUUCGACAUAUCAGUGUCCGUCCUGGGAAGUCUAUCCUAGGCUACAUUAUUUCUACGGACGAUACACAGAUCUUUUGACAAGAUGUAAAAGAGUAACAGGGUUGCUUCCGAAAUGUUUCCAUAACGACAGAGUGAUUUCGGAACUCGAUGAAAUACGGGAUUGUUUCGAAAGUGGUGUUAGACUGAAUGUGAUCGGAACUGAAAUUUCUUUAAAUGAUUUAGUUUUCUCCACACCAGAAGAAUACAUUGCAAAGGGAUCUCCGAAAGUUGCUGUCUUCAUAUGUCACACUAUCGUUCAAAACCUAGAUCUAGAAGGACUGGAGAAUAUAAAUGUUUUAGCCAAACAACUAACAGAAGACUUCUCAUUGAGAUCAGUCAAUGAAAAUGUCACAAUCAUAUCAUGUGGAAUCGAGAACAAACAUUCUAAAGAAAAGAUUGAAAACUUUAGGUCAGCAAUAUUUGCAACUAUUCAAGAAAGUGGACUGACAGUUAAGCGUAAAAAUAUCUUGCUUGGAUCUGAGGUAAACUGUCUCAAAAGCAAGACCUCGGAGGAAUUGGAAGAGAAGAUCGUGGUGGGAUUUCACAAAAUAAAUACAUAUUUGGACAAUUUUGAUGUGGCAGGCAAAGACAUCCCAUCAGACGCAAUUAACAUUUUGGAGACUGAGAUGGUUAGGAAAGCAAUCCAUGGAUUUUUGCGCAAUCCUUAUAACGUUAGAGAGAUAGAAUGUAUAACUGGAAAGGAAGACAUUGACAAAUUUGUUGAGUUAGCCAUUUCCCGUUUGUCUCGCGUUGUAAAAUGUGCAGCGGUUGGUCCGUUAGCAGAGAAACACAAUCUUCAGCCUUGGGUCUGUAACGAACUGUUGCAUACAAUUGAGUUCGAGGAGGCUAUAUGUAAAUCUGUUUCGAAAAACGUACGCCAUCACUUGAAAAAGCUCAAAGAUGCCGGACAGACUACCGAUGAAAGAAAAUUCAACAAAUUUGAUUUUCUCCUGUAUCCCCUCCAGACCGAUAUGAAACCAGUUUUCGAAAGAACAGAAGAGAAACUAUCAUCUAUGACUCGUCUAUCAAUGAUAAUAAGAAGAUUGAUCUUUGAGACCAAUGGGUAUUUGAAACAAACGAUUGUAGAUUCGGGACAUCAUUCGGAAAAAGAAAUUAUUUCGAGAUAUAUCUCAGAGAGGCUGCGGAGGGACAUUUUGAACCUUAGAGGUGUUUAUGGCCUUGGAACUAUGUACGGGAAACUUGAAAUUCACCUCAGUGACACCCGAAAAAACUCACUGCCAGCAGAGAAACAGUCGGCGUCAGUCCCAAUGAAAUAUCAAAAAGUACAAAGCUUUGACACCACAGGUCACGACCAACAUAGAAGGAAAAGAACAAAGAAAAAACAAAAGGCAUCUAGCGGUAAACAUGAAACACCUAAAGAACCAAACACCCACUUUCGAGAAAGAAAAAUUGAUACAGAUGAAACAGAAACCCCACCAGGAGUUAAUGAACCAUUGGAAAAUAUUCCAGAAUUGAGAUCGCAAAUAGCUACAUUGCUGCAGAAACACAAUUUCCACCAUCCAUAUACUGUUAGAUAUAUCCAAAGUGAGCCAAAACAAAUGUUCUUCUCUUUCGAACCAGGUAAUACUUUAUUAGGCCAAACCGGACCGUCAGAAUGCAAUAUUGGCACUGUCGGUGCAUAUGCUGAGUCAAAGGAUGGAAAACUUUAUGGGUUAACUAGUGCACACGUGGUCGUAGGAAGUCGAAGAGCAUUUAUAUUUAAGGAAGGAGGGAAAAAUCCUUUCAGCAUUCAUAAGUAUGUGGUCACAGGCGGCCAAGAUGAAUGCAGCCUUAUUGAUAUCGCCGCCUUACAGCUUAUUCCGGUUUUGCAGGAAGAAUAUAAAAAGUCGCUUGAAAGCAGCCACGAGCGCGUGGCAAAGGCGGAAUUAGCAAUGGAGUCUCCGGAAAAUUUAGUAGGACUAUUCGUUCAUAAAUAUGGAUCAUCGACUGGCCUUACUCAUGGAGUUAUAAUGACGGUGGACUAUAGUAAACUUGGACCAAAAGCUGAUGAUUAUAUAGUGAUAGUAGAUCCUUUAGCAGGUAAUACUCAAAAUGAACUUCAGUGCUUUGUUGGAGAAUUUGGGUCAUUAUUAGAGCCUUCUCAACAGGGUGAAAGCAGCGUACGAUCUAAUGAGAGAACUGAUACUGAAAACCGAAAUAAUUCGUGCAAUUUAAAUCUGAAGAGAAGAGAGUUUAAUAUUGAACAAAUAGUAAGUACAUCAGAAACGCAUGACUUAGAUAAAGAUUUGUCUCCGAACGUUUCGACAGUCGAAAAGGAGUCUGUUGUUGACACAGUCUUGAAGCAGAAUCGUAGCAUAAACACUUUGCGCGAAAAGGACUUAAAUGUGAAACACCCAGGCUCCACAAAAACUUGUACAAGUAGCCUGUUGUAUGUUAGAGACAUCAAUGAAACAAAUAAUGCCUUACGCCAAGGAAGCAGAAGUUGUAGACUAAGUGUAUUUGCUGAAAAGGGUGAUAGUGGUUCAGUCAUUUGUACGCGAAACCUUUCACAUCACGGGCCUAAGUAUUUAGCUGUUUCGAUGCUAUCCGGAGGGGACUUUGAAAUAGGUGGACAUGUUGGUAAAAAAUCCGUGUCUUUCAUGUUGAAAGAAGGAUUUAAAAAGUUGCAUGCAUACCAUGAAAUAGAGUUUUGACGUCUUGAAAUUAGAAAUUCUUGGAAUUUGAAAAGUCCGUAAUAUUAUGUAAAAUUGAUAGUAGAAUUCCAGCAUAUCAAUAACAACUAAGUAAGAAACCUCCUAUGGUACCAAUAUACGCGACUUCUAUUCUCAGAAGCUUUAUCCGCAAUAAAACAUGCUUGUAAUAUUUCUCUGAUAACACUUACAAUACAAUAUUUUUCCUUUACAAGAUUGUAAAUAUUUUGCACAGUAUAACUGUUUUGUACUUUCAAUAAAUAUUGUAAGUGUAACUACUUGGACUUUGCUGCUUACUGUUGACAAAAUAUGCUAGCAAUUUAACAGUCUUCAGGUCAAACAACCAUAAUAGGUAUGACUGUAAACAUGUUUUGCAGAUACUAAUAAUUCUAGUACUCUUAAACUUCAAGCGACUGGGGUGUCCAGAAUAUUGUUAUUUGUACAAAAUAUAGCUAUACACGUUCGUAACGAAUACAUUUACUUGUAGCAAUACUUACAAUCACUUAUUUAAACGAUCUGUAGCUUUCAACAACGUGAAACUGUUUACUAUUCGUAGACAUACAUGUAGUUGCACAUCUGCGUUUUCUAGAGCCGCCAUCAUGAAAAUAAACACAUGAUGACAUGUGCAUACAGAUCCAUUUACAAAUUUUGCGAUUCAUAGAGCUCAUCAUUAUUUAGUUACAUUACUUGCUGUAGAUUAAACGGAUAAAUGAUGAUGAUAAGAUCGGGCUUAUAUGGGAGGCACCAUUCUUAACAUGCUGUUUACAAAACAUUGUCAAAACAUUUUUCUUUAUAGAAUCCUGGUCAAGUUUGAAGCUGGAUUAUUUUAUGUCAACAACAAGGUCCUUUCAGCUCGAUUGUGAUUAAAGUUUCAGGCUAAUUUGAACAUUCUCCUGGAAAAUCUAGCACGAGUGUCAUAUGAGAAGACGUGGUCAAUACCCCAGUGUAGUUCGGACCCACGACCCCACCGGUUUAGUGGUUGACAUCUUUACCACUAGACCAUCGCGCCCCACAGUUUUAUUUUUAACACUUCAAAUGUCAUAAUCAGUGUCCAGUCUUAGUUAAAAGUGGCCAUAAUGUCUUGACUAAAUACCAUCUCAUACAAGUUAAAUGCUGGGUCGUCUCAUGUCAAAGAUUACGUUUCUUAGUUAAAUCUUAUAAAAAGACCCUAUUUAACAAUGUACAGACUAAGUUGAUCUACCUUGUCUACAUGAAAAUUAGCCAGAAUCUUUAUCCAGUAUAUUAGAGAAAGACAAAACUUUACUACCUGAACUUUAUCCAGUAUGCUGAAUGAUAGAAGACAGUAGUUAACACAUUGUGUGCCACAUUUCUUCCUACGACUAACGUGGUCGUCAUAACGUGCAUGUCAAUUGCGAAAAUAACCUAUCUGAAUUCAAAAUUCGUUCAGCUGUUCACCUUCCGCUGCUUUUUAACUUUACAGUCAAACAAAUAGUUUAAACUAUAAUGCAAUGUUCUUUUAUAACAUUUGUUGUCCAGUUUGGAAAAGAAUUUUGUAACACGCCCGAUUGUGUUCAUAAUUUUUGUGAAUGAAAAUUCUGGUAUAAUAUAUAUAUAUAUAUAUAUAUAUAUAUAUAUAUAUAUAUAUAUAAUGACGUCGGGCAGUACUUGCUGUCUCGUAGAGUUGGUCAUCCUUGAUAUAAUAAUAUAAUGUUUAUUAUACUAAAAUGAACGUUUUUUCUUCUUUCCAUAUCAAAUAUAUAGUAAAUGUAAAAACUAGAUAUUAAAGUAUUUAAUUUACGAUGACAGCAGUUCCUUUCUUUAUUCGAUAACAUCUUUAUCAGUCUAUAUAACAACGCGUUUUCGCGCCACUUUUUGAAUUAUUAUUGUGGACGUGUCACUCUCUCAUACAAAAUUAUUCCCAUCUAUCUACCCCUCAAUUUAACUCCAUACUCCGUACGUUUAGAAAAAGGGACCCGCUUAUAUAUUCUUUCUUUAUGUUGUUAUGAGCGAUUGUCUCUAUUACUGACAAGCUUGAUGCAUUUUUGUUGACUGUUGAUUUGUUUUAUCAUAACUACAUGUUAAACGACAAAUUUUAUUUUUUUCUAAUUUUGCUAGAGUUCAUGGUUUUUAUAAUAUAUUUUUUUCACAUUAUGUCAUUAAUUCUUGCUCUUCUGAUAUUACUUUGUCAUUUAUAUUGUGAUAUGUUGAUUGUUGAUAAGACUUUAUUGUAAGGUGUCGUUAAUUUUAAAAGGCGUUAAUUUAAAGAUACUACCUGAUUCAUUGACAGAAUAGAUAUAAUGUUGAUGCUUAAAAGAUGAGAAACAUUAUCAGUGAUAUACAUGUGAUUAAUGAUGGUUUCUAUAUAAACGAGGAGUGUGAUAUAGUGUAGUGUCAAUUUGAUAGUGGCAUUACAAUGACAUAUUCAAGAUACGUAAUGCGUAAAACAUUAUCUUGAUGUAUGCGAGUUUUGUUGUCAUAUUCAUGGAUGUGUUUGUUUCAUAUUUAAUGAUUGACACUGUGAACUUGAGUUUAAUAUAAUCAGUUUUGACAUGCUAUUAAUUCAUUAAAUCUAUGUACGACUUACUAUCUCAUACGUAGGGGUAAGUAUCUCCUACGUAGGAGUUAGUAUCUCCUACGUGGGAGUUAGUAUCUCCUACGUAGAACAUAGUAUCUCCUACGUAGGAGUUAGUAUCUCCUACGUAAGAUUUAGUAUCUCCUACGUGGGAGUUAGUAUCUCCUACGUAGGACAUAGUAUCUCCUAUGUAGGGCUUAGUAUCUCCUACGUAGGACUUAGUAUCUCCUACAUGGGACAUAUUAUCUCCUACAUAGGACAUAAUAUCUCCUACGUAGGAGAUAUUAAGUACUACGCAGGAGUUAAUAGCUCCUACCUAGGACUUAGUAUCUCCUACGUAAUACUUAAUAUCUCCUACGUAGGACAUAGUAUCUGCUACGUAGGACUUAGUAUCUCCUGCGUAGGAGUUAGUAUCUCCUACGUAGGACAUAGCAUCUCCUACAUAGGACUUAGUAACUCAUACGUAAGGGUUCCUAUUUUGCGGCGCUGCAACGUUCUGUGGUCCUACUUGCGUUUUCGGUACAUGUAUUAAUUGAACAUUGCUGGUUGACUUUUUAAUUGCGUGCUGAUAAAAGGCAUUUAUUACAAUAUUUAAUUUAUUUUCUAAACUAUUUAUAUUCUUGUAUUUUAUGUGUUGUCUCGAGAAGGGGCUUAAAUAAAUAACUUUCCAUCAUCGAA